UUUUUUUUUUUUAAAAAAAAAAAAAAAUCUUUAGAUUAACAUGUUAAAAUCAACAAUAAAAACGCCUAAAAAUAAUAGGCAAAAGAAAAGCAAAAAUGAAAAAAACGAGAGGAGAAGACAUAAACGCAUUGAAAAACAAUUGAAUUCGUCAAAACCUCCACGGUCACCAAAUCGUUUCAUUCUUUACCGUAAACAUAUUCAAAAUAGGAUCAAUACCGAUCCAAAUAAUCCUGCUAAUAUGAGGGAUUUAUCAAAAAUGGUUGCUCGAAUGUGGGAAAAAGAACCUCCUGAAAUAAAACAAUACUGGGAUCAAGAGGCAGAACGUACUAAGUUAAAUUCAUCUUAUAGGUCGUCUUUUGACGUUAUUAAUGGACUGGAUAUGUCCAUUUCAGAAUCGGAUAUUACUUUUGUUAAUGCUACUGCGUCAUCAUCACAAUCUACGACCAAAAAGAGUAGAAAGACUAAAAGUACUACCACUUCAAUCAUCGCCAAUCCAAUCUUAGCAGAGAAUUUCAUCAUGGAAUCUCCAGAAUCGAAUAUUCCUCAAAUUCCU
Molecule: messenger RNA, 553 nt
Organism: Rhizophagus irregularis DAOM 181602=DAOM 197198
Lineage: Eukaryota; Fungi; Glomeromycota; Glomeromycetes; Glomerales; Glomeraceae
Source: RefSeq, a predicted model, not a curated record